GAAAGAUGGCGGAGGAACCGGAGUCUGUACUUCCCUUUCCUCCCUCAACUGCUGCUGGCGGCGAAGGACUGACAGACGUCUCCCCAGAAACAGUCACUCCGGAGCCUCCUUCUUCCGCUGCAGUAUCCCCUGGGACGGAGGAACCUGCCGGCGACACCAAGAAAAAAAUUGACAUCUUGCUAAAGGCUGUGGGAGACACCCCUAUUAUGAAAACAAAGAAGUGGGCUGUAGAGCGAACCCGAACCAUCCAAGGACUCAUUGACUUCAUCAAAAAGUUCCUUAAACUUGUGGCUUCAGAACAGUUGUUUAUUUACGUAAAUCAGUCUUUUGCUCCUUCCCCAGACCAGGAAGUUGGAACCCUCUAUGAGUGUUUUGGCAGUGAUGGUAAACUGGUCCUACAUUAUUGCAAAUCUCAGGCAUGGGGAUGAACCACAGAAAAGAACAACUUGCUACUUUAAAUGAAUUUCCACAGAGGAACCAGCUCUGAAAAGUUUUGGUGCUUGUGGCAAGAGACUUAACAGAUAUGACUCAUGUAUCUAUUCAUAUAUCUACUGUGACCCAUGUUUAUGUGUAAGCAAACAUCCAUAGAGUGGAUGGACUCACAAAAAUGCGAUUUGUAUUAAUACACAAAUUGUUAUAAAAGAUUGACGUUAG
Messenger RNA from Cynocephalus volans (Philippine flying lemur), 654 nucleotides. Its product is annotated as ubiquitin-like protein ATG12. The record is from RefSeq and is a predicted model, not a curated record. Lineage: Eukaryota; Metazoa; Chordata; Mammalia; Dermoptera; Cynocephalidae. The transcript has a single exon. The coding region runs from base 6 to 428 and encodes 140 amino acids. Gene Ontology annotation, cellular component: phagophore assembly site membrane; cytoplasm; Atg12-Atg5-Atg16 complex. Gene Ontology annotation, biological process: autophagy of mitochondrion; C-terminal protein lipidation; autophagosome assembly.